GGUGGAGCCCCGCAGCUCCUCAAUGACGCGGUUUCGAGCAGGAGCCCAAACCUCAAACUGGUGAGGGAGGAGGCCACAUCCCCGGACACUCGGAGGGAGGGGCCCGAACGGCCAGGGGACGCCCAGGAACCCAGUCUCCUCUUCUCACACCCGCAGCCUCUCCGCAGAGGGGCUGAGCCGGACCCCGCCAAACCCCCCAGCUGGGGAGCCAGGACCCUUGGGGUCACAGCAGAAUGAGCUCCACACAUGGGCUGGAUGUGGCCCCCAAACCCAGCGCCAAGUCCAUCUACGAACAGAGGAAGAAAUAUUCCACCGUGGUCAUGGCUGAUGUGUCCCAGUACGCAGUCAACCAUCUGGUGACGUUCUGCUUGGGCGAGGAUGAUGGGGUGCACACAGUGGAGGACGCCACCCGGAAACUGGCGGCCAUGGACGCCCAGGCCAGGGUCUGGGCCCAGGAGAUGCUGCUGCAGGUGUCCAGCGCGCACGUCAAACUGCUGGACGUGGACUCCAAGGAGGAGCUGGAGUCUUACGCCUUGAGCUCCAUCGUCCGUUGCGACACCAUCCUGCCCACGGGCCAGACCCGCUCCCUGCUGCUCCUCGUCUGCCAGGAGCCCGACCGGCUUCAGCCCGAUGUCCAUUUCUUCCAGUGCCUCAGCCUCGGGGCGGAGCUGAUCCGAGAGGACAUCACCGGAGCCCUGCAGGCUUACCGCUCCGGCAGCGGAGACCGGAGAGCGGCCGCCCUCAGGGCCACUGAGGAGGAGCUGAGCCGGCCGCCCGCGCCCCACAGCGCCGAGGCCUCCCCUCUGCACCGCCGGGCCUCCACCCGCGUGGUCCUCGCCCGCCAGCCCGCGGAGCCCGCGGAGCGCCCCCUGGAGGAGGAGGGUGAGAGAGCAGGUGGGGAGGGGGGAGCGACAGGAGGGCGGACCAAUAGGAGGGCGGCGGCUCAUCCUGACAGCCAAUCAACGGGGCCCUCGCGGCCGGCGGCGGACGCAGCCAGUGUGCAGGCCGAAAGGGACGUGGCCCUCCUCAACCACGUGUUCGACGACGUGGAGAGCUUCGUGGGCAAGCUGCAGAAGGCGGCCGAGGCCUCCCGGGUCCUGGAGCACCGCGAGCGGGGCCGGCGAGCCCGGCGGAGGACGGCCGGAGAGGGUCUUCUCACGCUGCGCUCCAAGCCCCCCUCUGUGGGCGAGUAUACAGACAUCCUGCAGAAGAUCAAGUACUCUUUCAGCUUACUGGCUCGGCUCCGAUCCAACAUCACCAACCCCUCCUCCCAGGAGCUGCUGCACUUCCUGUUCGGGCCCCUGCAAAUGAUGGUGGACACGUCGGGGGGUCCCAAAUUUGCGGAGGACAUCCGGCGGCCUCAGCUGACCGGGGAGGCGGUGACGCUGCUGCGGGAGACCCUAAACCCCCAGGAGAGUGCCCUCUGGGCCUCCCUUGGAGAUUUCUGGACCAAAUCCCGGCUGGAGCUGCCCGCGUCGGAGGCCGCCCUCUACACCCCUGUGUUCUACAGCGGCUGGCAGCCGCCAGCUACUGACCCCCAGGGCCAGCCCUGGGAAGAUCCGGUGGAGAAACAGCAUCAGCAUGAGCGGAGGCGCAGCCAGCAAUCGGCUCCUCAGAUCGCAGCCAACGGCCACACGGACUCCGACCCUCGGUCCGAGCAGCAGCCAGAGGGCAAGUGGGUCCGCUGCAACUAUGACUUCCAGGCCAGGAACAGCAGCGAACUCUCCGUGAGCCACCGUGACGUGCUGGAGGUGCUGGAUGAUUCCAGGAAGUGGUGGAAGGUCCGGGACCAGUGGGGCAAGGAGGGCUUCGUCCCCUACAACAUCCUGAGCCCCCACCCGGGCCCCCGCCCCCACAAUGGACUGCACGGCCAGAACCCCAGCCCGGGCAGGAGCGUGCCUCAGAUUGGGACGCCACCUCCUCCCCGGGCCCCUGCCCCAUCUCGGCCCCGGUGGGGCAGCAGCGACAAUAUCUAUCUGGAUCCCGCUGACAAGGAGAAGUUCUCCCAGCUGCUGAGCGUCAACGAGGAACUGGUGGAGCGGCUGGCCCACGGCCGUCCGGGGGGCGGCCCCCGCCCUCCGGCCUCCCCGCGGACGCCCGAGCCCCACCUCAGCCCUCGCUCGGGGGCGGCCGAGGUCCGCGUCUGGCUAGAGCACAAGGGCUUUGGGCCACAGACGGUGAGCGCCCUGGGCGUGCUGACGGGAGCCCAGCUCUUCUCCCUGCAGAAGGAGGAGUUCAAGGCCGUGAGUCCCGAGGAGGGGGCCCGACUCUACAGCCAGGUCACCGUGCAGCGGGCACUGCUGGAGGACUCUGAGAAGGUGUCAGAGCUCGAGGCUGCGAUGGAAAAGCAAAAGAAGAAGGUGGAGGGCCCAGGGCCUGUGGAUGGAGACAUCAUGUGAGCAUCACCACCCAUGGGCGGGCGGCGGGGGGGGGGUGCCUGGACUGCUCCUGGAGCUCUUAAACCGGCAGCCGCCCCUCCACAAAGAGAAAUGGACUCUUUGGCAUCAGCUCCUUCUCCCAUUGGGCUGAGCCACCCUGAGGCCCUCACCCCUUAACCACCACCCUCGGAGGUGUUGGAAUUGGACAGAGGGCUUGGAACGUUAUACUGCUGGGAAAGGAGGGGGUUGGGGCAGUUUGGGGUGGGGGAAGCCAAGACCGCUGCUGCCUCCCGGUGAUGAGGCUACACAUCCGGGCGCGAAUCUCGUCUGCGAGGGAGACCACCACCCCCACCCCUCGUCCAGGCACCGAUGCCGGCAGCAAAGUCAAGUCUUUAUUCUGAAUGUC
This is a messenger RNA of Ornithorhynchus anatinus (platypus), 2784 nucleotides long. RefSeq names its product EPS8 like 1 (gene EPS8L1). The coding region runs from base 234 to 2399 and encodes 721 amino acids. Lineage: Eukaryota; Metazoa; Chordata; Mammalia; Monotremata; Ornithorhynchidae. Gene Ontology annotation, molecular function: actin binding. Gene Ontology annotation, biological process: positive regulation of ruffle assembly; Rho protein signal transduction; regulation of Rho protein signal transduction. The transcript has 21 exons. The record is from RefSeq and is a predicted model, not a curated record. Gene Ontology annotation, cellular component: plasma membrane; vesicle; ruffle membrane.